Molecule: messenger RNA, 873 nt
Organism: Helianthus annuus (common sunflower)
Lineage: Eukaryota; Viridiplantae; Streptophyta; Magnoliopsida; Asterales; Asteraceae
Exons: 1
Coding region: 1-873 (290 amino acids)
Molecular function (GO): zinc ion binding; nucleic acid binding
Source: RefSeq, a predicted model, not a curated record
AUGAACAAUAACUUCACAAAGAAACAGUUUGGGGUGGAAAAAGAGUUAAACAUGAAUGUAAAGGGUGAAGUUGACAACUUGCCUGACAACAUAGACGUCACAUUUAGUGAACCAUCCGAUGAGGAUAGUGUUGAAUCUGAGGUUGUUAAAAAUGUGGUUGAAAAUGUUUUGAAAACUGACAGUGACUCCACGAUUUCAAAUGAGGAUGAUGAUUGUUUUCUAAAUAAUUAUCUUCCAAAAUCCAAGGUGAAAAACAACUUAAAGGACGAACCUACCCUGGUCAUGUACCAGGUGUGUGGAUCUGAUAAGUUGUACCCGGAUGAAGAGUUUCCGAUAGAAAAUGUAAAUGUGGAUAAACUGGAGAAAGUUUUUAAGCUGGUGGAGAUCGAUGUGUCAGAGGUUGAUAGGUUGUCAAGUUCCAAAAGAUUUUUGAAUUUCCAAAAAGAUAAGUCUUACUAUAACAAGCCCAGAAAUCCACCACGUUUUCAAAAUAACAAUCAGAAUAAAGGGGUCUACGGUCAAAGGGAUGGUAAGAACAAUCAGAGAAGAAACUUUCAAAAGUCAAAAUUCGUUAAUAAAACAACAUUGGUGAAAAGUUCAAGUUCUAUGAAUGAUCAAGAGUCUGAAAUCUUUUCGAAAACAAAUGAAGAAUUCUUUGAGAAAAAAGCAUCACAAACACAGACUGAAGGUCCAAGUCGGGUUAUUGAUAACCGGACAUGCUCUAAAUGCAAUAAAGUUGGACAUAUUGCACGAAAGUGCACCAACUCCAAACGUAAGUCUGUGGUUGUUGAAAACACAAAGAAACCUAAUGAUGUGAAAGGCAAGGCACCAAUGUUUGUUGAAAAGAAGAUUCAAAAACCUGAAAAAUGCUAA